CUCUACUUAACCCUAACAUAAAUUAUGUUUAUUUUUUUGGCAGUCUUCCUAAAAGGGGAGAAAAAACCAAAAAGACCAACCGACUUUUAUGGACCCAGAGACAAGUUAUAGGUUAGUUAAAUCCUUUGUUAUUAACAGUCACUCUCUCCUCUCUUUCUCGGCCUCUAAAUCUUGGCCGCCUGAAACACGUUUGGACGAUUCGGAUGCGCACUCAGGUACCACUUGAAUUAUAUCCUAUUUGCACCCAAAAAUUUGUCGACCGUUCAUAUUGAGCGGAGGCUGACUUCAACAGAGGGAAAGUAACAGAGGGUCGAGAGCAAUAUGUCCGAGGCUUUUCACACCGGCCAUGAAGGCCCAGCUCCUCCGCAUCCACCAGGACAUGAACCGCCGUCGCCGCCUCCGCCGUCUCACGGCCCAACGAUCGUGGGUAGUGAUGGCCACCCUCCUCCGCACCCUGAAAACGUGCACCACCUCCACCACCACCACCACCAGGAGGAGCCACCCCCUCCGCCUCCGCCUCCGGUUCCUGCUGAAGAGCCCCCAGUUAUAACUAUUGACGACCACCUUCCACCACCUGAACACGUGCACCACCAUCAGCCGCCGCCGCAGGAGGAAACUGGUUGUUCUGCUUUCCUGAGAGGCUGGUUUGUGCUCUCUCUUUCUCUCUCAAAUUAGCUACAGUUGUUUGAUAAAAUUGCUAAAAUAGUGUUCUGUUUUCAUCAUCACCUCUGAAUAUUUUUCUGUGCAAAUUGGAAUUUAGCCAAGAUUUUAAAUAGCGGUAACGGUAAUGAGAGUAUCGAAUUAUGAGUAAUCACCCAUGUGGUGGGUGGUUGACACAGAAAUCACUCCCCCCCUAACCCAAGUGUUUGUUCUUACACUAAAGGGGCAGCAAGAAAAGAAUACUUGUGGGGGGGUUUUGUUAUAGCAAAGAGAAAACUCCCUUCUCUCUUGGUCCCUCUUUCCUAAGGCUUACCAUCACAAGGCCUAAGAACUUAGAGUGUGGGUAUAUCAAGAGGUUCUAGUAGUCUCUACUUUUGACGAGUUUGGUUUCGCAAGUGCGUGGGAGGCUUGUAAUCAAGCAACCGAUCUUUUUGGGUUUGUAUAAUUUCCGCUGAAGAGGUUUCUGUAAAUCCCUCUUGGUUUCUAACACAAAUGAUAGGUAGCAAGAAUCAGGUAAUCAAUCCGUCCUGAAUUUCAUAGAAUUAUUUUCAAAGCCAGAGCGCUUAAAUUGGCCGGCAAUAGGCCGUGAAGUAGACCAAAAUAAAUCAUAUACUGUCCGAUGUAUCGCAAAUAAGUUACAGUACUAUAUUUUCAGGCGGAUACCACGUGACAGUCUAUGACUCGGACGAUAAUUUCACCAACCACCCAGUUUUUGGGAAAUAUUUGUUUGUUCAUAGACUUUGAAGUUUGAAUUCAAUUGAGGAGUACCCCUUCUCAUUUGCAUUUGGUUGAUGGAUUAUUAAAGUAGUUUUGGUUACUGCACAAAAUCUCAAGUGGGUUCGUUCAUUUCAAGUGGGUUUUGCGAUAUAAAACGUAGGACCACAUCUUCCGGCCUCCCGUCUCCCGUGUAUGGUACGACACUCAGGAUAUGUGUCGGGCACACCUGAAUACAUCUUUGAUUUUUGCUAAUACAUUUUGCGUAGUUGGACACGUUGAAGACAUAUUAAGAGGUUAUAAAGAAGUUUUGAGAACCAAUAUCAUGAAUACUUGUAUAAUGACUGUUGAUUCGUAUCUUCACAAUUUUUAUAUUAUUGCUGCUUUCUUUAUUUUAUUAAUUUGAGAUAAGAAUGAUACUUUUGAAUUUCCUAUUAAUUCCUAAGAUACAUCUGUAGUAUUAAUAUAUGUGGUACUCAACAUGUUCCUAACGCGUCCAUGUCCUAGUUUUUUUUAAAAAAGAACGUGUCAAGUACUGUGUUUGAGUCAUGUCGGAUCUACGUCCCGUGUCUGUAUGCGUAUUGCGCUUCUUUGCCAGGACAUGCCAUUUCCGCAAUUUGCUAUGGUUCUUGAAUUCCAUGGUCAAAGGAUUGCAUUUGCUAGUUGAAUGAAACGAACAGUCUCUAAAAUUUGGUUUAACUGUUGUUGAUUUUGCAGUUGGGCUGCCCUCUGUGGCCGCUGAGAGGUUUGGAUUUUGAUGAAAUUUCCUCACAUUCUGUCGUUGGCAUCUAUGUUUCUGUUUCUCUGUUUUUUCUGUACAGCCAAAUAUGCUGUGUGUCUCAUUUUUGUUAUAGUUUCCUGUAGAGGUGAGUGACUUAAUUGAACAGUUUGAUUAGUUACGUAUUCCGUUUGUAUUUGUAAAAAAACAGAUUAUCUUCAUCUUUAAGCCAUUCAAUCCCGUUCCGUUA
This is a messenger RNA of Rhododendron vialii, 2342 nucleotides long. Its product is annotated as pollen-specific leucine-rich repeat extensin-like protein 3. The coding region runs from base 322 to 675 and encodes 117 amino acids. The transcript is spliced from 2 exons. The record is from RefSeq and is a predicted model, not a curated record. Lineage: Eukaryota; Viridiplantae; Streptophyta; Magnoliopsida; Ericales; Ericaceae.